AUGGACCCAGGCGUCACCGGCACAGAGGCCGGCAUGGAGGGCGAGGCGGGCGACCCGUAUCAGCGGCCGGCGCGGCGAACGCAGUGGCUGCUGAGCGCCUUGGCACACCACUACGGGCUGGACCGCGGCGUGGAGAACGAGAUUGUAGUACUGGCCACUGGCCUAGACCAAUACCUGCAGGAGGUCUUCCACCACCUGGACUGCCGCGGCGCCGGCCGCUUACCCCGCGCCGACUUUCGCGCGCUCUGCGCUGUGCUAGGGCUACGCGCUGAAGACACUGCCUUCUUUCGGGAAGCCGCCGGAGACGUGAAUGCCGGGGACGCGGCCGCUGCUGAGGCCGCCGACGGGGACCCGGACGCCGAGGAGGAGGCACGCUUGGCCCUGUGCGCUGAGCCGCCCGAACUCACCUUCCGCCAGUUCCACGCGCGCCUCUGCGGCUACUUUAGUACCCGUGCGGGGCCCAGGCUGCCUCGCGGCGCGCUCAGUGAACACAUCGAGACGCAGAUCCGCCUGCGCCUCCCGCGCCGCCGCCGGCGCCGCCCGCCUAGGGCACCCAACUCUGACGGCGGCGGGGACAGUGAGCGCGUGGCGCGGCUGGAGGAGGAGAACAGCAGCCUGCGCGAGCUGGUGGAGGACUUGCGCGCCGCGCUGCAGAGCAGUGACGCGCGCUGCCUAGCGCUGCAGGUUGGCCUCUGGAAGAGCCAGGAGGGUGCCCUCCAAGCACAGUGCGGCAAGCCCGAGGCGGCGGCACAGGAGCUGAGGCAGGCGCGGGGCGCGCUGGCGGCGGCAGAGGCCCAUGCCGGGCGACUGCGCCAGGGCCAGGCCGAGGUGCGACGGCGCGCCGAGGAGGCCCGGCAGGCCGUGCUGCGCAGCCUGUGCCGCGUGCGUGAGCUUGAGGCGCUGGCGCAGCAGGUGCCCGGCUUGCAGUGCUGGGUGCAGCAGCUGGAGGCAGAGCUGCAGCGCUACAGGUCAGAGGGCACACAGCUCCCAGUCUCACCACAAGCCAGCCCAGAGCCAGAAGUCAACAGUUGUGAACCUGAGGACAGUAUGGCCAGAGAUCCAAGCUGCCCUCCUGAGGGAGCAGCCUGGCAGUCAAGUAGCAGUUCUGGAAGCAGACACCUGGUUGAAGCAGAUGAGCAGCUGUUCCGCUCCGUGGAGGGCCAAGCCGCCUCAGAUGAGGAGGAAGAUGACAAGGAGAAAUGGAGGGAAGAGCAGAAGCCCCCAGUAGCCGAAGUCAAGAAGCUGUUGGCAGGCCUCUUUGGCUGCAAGAGUGGGUGUGAUGGCCAGCUCACCAAGAAGCUCAUGACUUACUUUGGCCACUUUGGCAAUGCAGAUCAUGCCUGCACCCUGGGGGAGCUGGAGGCCUACGUCACCAUGCUGGUGGAGCAUCUGGGGACCCAGGGCUGCAGCGGGAAGACCCUGGGGACACCUGAGGAAGAGGUAGAGUUGCAGCAGAAGGUGAAGGAAAAUGAACACCUGAGGCUGGAGCUGCAGAUGGUGGAGACAGAGCGAGUGCGGCUUUCCCUGCUAGAGGAGAAACUGGUGGACAUGCUACAGCUGCUGCAGAGGCUCCGGACCCUGAACAUAUCGAAAAGAGCCUUGGGGAAGAUUUUGCUGAGCACAUUGGACACUUGCAGAGACCCCCAAGACGAUGGGAGAGAUGGGCCUUUGGCCACCCUGAAUGCCCUGCACCAAGCCCUGGCCAGCUGCAAGCUCUUGCAGAGACAGCCCUCUGCUCCAGCCUCCACUGCACCUGCCCUCACCAAUUCCCUCCUCAUUUCCUGCUGA
Molecule: messenger RNA, 1788 nt
Organism: Orycteropus afer afer
Lineage: Eukaryota; Metazoa; Chordata; Mammalia; Tubulidentata; Orycteropodidae
Source: RefSeq, a predicted model, not a curated record